AUGCCCAAAAACACCUUCCAGCCUCGUCUCGGGCACCAGACACUGACUGCCGCCUUGCAGGACACCGAAGUUGUUACUAGCCCAGGCGGCGCUCCGAAUUUCAUCCUCAAACUCACACAUGACGAAGAGCUAGUCUUCACAUUUACCUUUAUCAUUCGCCAGGGACAGCAGUUUGUUACCAGCGGCGCCACCGAUAACAUAGCCAACAUCGACACCCAAAUCAGCGGACUGACCUACGUGUACGCCUCUAACCCCCGCGAGGUUGAGAACCUCGUUACUCGCGAAUUCCAUGCCGACCCGAAUCUACACAAGAACUCCAAUGUUGAACUGGUAGGGGACUUUGGGACCGGAGGCCACGCCUCGGUUUCUUUCGAGUGGACUUGGAAAUGGAAACCUCCGAAGCCCAUUGAAGACAGAGGCGGUGGAUGGAGGAACUCAUGCAGCUUCGUCGAGUACGACCCCCGCGCUCACCGGCUACACACCUUGGCCAGCUUCUCGUAUUGGGUAUCAAACGCCACUCUGCCGCUGAGCCACCCGAACUCGCCGUCUCCUCCGUUCCUCUUGACCGCGCCCCCCAAAAUCCGUGUCGCAUCCUCACAGUCUGUCGAUUCCCGCAUUAGCAACGCCGAGCUAGAUGAGCCCUCUUCACCCUUGCCGGUCAACACGUCUUCGUCCACACUCCUCCCCGUACAGCCACCCCUAGCCCAGGAGCCUGUGAAGGUUGAUGUUGCGUGCCCGAAACCAACCGACGAUGUUCUUGUGCCAGACGAUGGGCCGGUUUUCAGGGCAACGAUCAAAGCGCUGGAACAAAAGACGGGCAACAUGCGAACACAGAUGAAGCGCGUGCUAAAGAUGGCUAAGCAGGCGCAUGAAGCUCAGGUGGAAGCCAACAAGAACUUCUCCGAAUUCAUCGAUACACUCCGUGAAGCAUCAUCGACAAAUGCGAAUGCUGUUCAGCCAGCAAUUGAGCACUACUUCGACAAAAUUGCCAGGGAAAUUCUGUCCUACGAGCGACAGAAUACCGUCAAUCUCAAACGCAUUGUCAUUGAUCCAUUGGACAAAUUUUACACGGUGGAUAUCAAACAGGCUGAAUCCAAAAAGCGAGACUUCGAGGAGGAGAGCAAGGAUUACUACGCUUACGUUUCUCGAUAUCUUGGCCAGCGCCACGACUCGGUCAAGGCUAAGAAGCUUGCGGAGAGCGACUCCAAGUAUCAGACGAAACGCCGCAACUUUGAGCUUAAGCGGUUCGACUACUCUAGCUUCAUGCAGGAUCUUCAUGGUGGACGCAAGGAGCAAGAGGUUCUCUCUCACCUCACAAGAUAUGCUGAUGCCCAAACGAGGACCUUCUUGGAGGCCGCAAAGAAAAUCGACACUUUGGUGCCGCAGUUGGAGGCGCUGUCGAAUGAGGUUCAAGAGGCUGAUAAAGAAUAUCAAUACCAGAGGCGCGAGCGAGAGGAAAAGAGGCGACUUCUGGAAAAGGGCAACCAAACUUACAAUGAGCCGGAGCCAGUCCCGUUGGCCAGCACUAGCUCAGUCCAAGUCGCGGGCUCAAACGGAAACGCGUACGUCUCCGACAGCGACCUUGGUCGAGCCGACAGUACCGGCUCCCAACUGAAGGUCGCACUGACCUCCGGAUCCAACUCGACCGUGGCCAUAGUUUCUCCCGAGUUGUCCAGGUCUCCAGGCAGUCUGGGCGCAUCUUCAGUUGGAAGCCCUGCACAGGCCUCUAAAUUCAAAGGCAUCCGUGACUUGGAGGAGAAAGAUUACGGAACGUCAAGUGCAAGCAGUGCCCAGCGCAAGGAAGGUUUGCUGUGGUCUCUCAGCAAGCCCGGCAACCAUGUUGACCCUCGCAAUUUGAAGCAACAGGGCUGGCACAAUAACUGGAAGCAAAGGUUGGAUCUUCACAUGGAUCCAAUCGAUUUGAGAAUGGCCUCUGUGAGAGAAGCCCGUAACGCUGAGCGUCGAUUUUGCUUUGAAGUCAUUACGCCACAUUAUAAGCGAGUUUACCAGGCCACUUCCGAAGAGGACAUGAACAGUUGGAUCUUAGCUAUCAACAAUGCACUCCAAAGCGCUGUUGAAGGCCGAGUUGCCAGAGAUAAAUCCGGGCCUGGGGCUUCCGACUCGGGCUCUAUCAGGAAGGAUAUUGGGUCCAUCCUGACGGGCAAGAGCCCUUCAGUCGGGCACAACAGCCACCAUGCGCAUUCCAACAGCGGUGCGCCGAUGCGCCGAAUAACUGUCGGCGCCCGGCCAAGCACUCAUCGAUCUACCAGUUCGAGUUACGACGACAACCCUGAUAAGCUAUUGCAACUACUCCGCGACAACGACCAGGGCAAUUGCUGGUGCGCGGACUGCGGAUCCGGAACCAAGGUCGAGUGGGUCUCAAUCAAUCUGGCAAUCAUUGUUUGCAUCGAGUGUAGCGGUAUCCAUCGCUCUCUUGGUACGCAUAUCAGCAAAGUGAGGUCUCUGACCUUAGACAUCAACUCUUUCACCCCCGAUAUUGUCGAACUCUUGUUGCUUGUCGGAAACCGGGUGUCGAAUAUGAUUUGGGAGGCAAAGCUCGAGCCCGGCAUGAAGCCUGGACCCCAGGCAACGCGCGAGCAGCGGCUGAGGUUCAUCACGGCGAAGUACGUGGAUAGAGCGUACAUUGAGCCCAUCUCGGCGACAUUAUCUCGUUACCCUACACCCGAAGACACUUUGCUGGCGGCGAUCAAGAAGAAUGAAAUCCAGCAGGUUAUUUAUGCAUUGGCUCUCAAGGCCAGUCCUAACGUUACGGAUCGUUCGAGGGGUACGCAUGCAGUGUUCUUGGCGCUAGCAGCGGCUGAUCCGGCAUCACCUUCACCAACCCCUGGCCAACCAUCGGAGGCGGAGAGGGUGGUGCCAUUUCCAGUCGCCGAGAUGCUUCUUCAAAACGGGGCGGAAAUACCUUCAUCGAUGCCUGCAUUCCCCCUGAGUCGAAGCGCUCAAUUGUAUAUUGAAGAGAAACGGGGCAGAAACACGGGAUUUUCGAGCGAUACUGUCGGGACGCUCCCUGGCAAUAUGAGCCCCGACCAGAAGCUAGCGCGCGAAAGGGAAUCGCGUCUGCAGAAGCGAGUGAGCGCAGGAGGCCGUUUGGCCAAGAGUCCGAUUCCGGAAAGGUAG
Colletotrichum chrysophilum is the source of this 3138-nucleotide messenger RNA. RefSeq lists its product as uncharacterized. Gene Ontology annotation, molecular function: GTPase activator activity; protein binding. Bases 1 to 3138 code for a protein of 1045 amino acids. Gene Ontology annotation, biological process: intra-Golgi vesicle-mediated transport. The transcript has 4 exons. Lineage: Eukaryota; Fungi; Ascomycota; Sordariomycetes; Glomerellales; Glomerellaceae. Gene Ontology annotation, cellular component: trans-Golgi network; cytoplasm; endosome. The record is from RefSeq and is a predicted model, not a curated record.